CGGCCAUUUGACACGUCCAGUAGUUUGGGCUUGAAGGGGAAGUGGCCAGCUUCGUUAUCAGAGAGCGCGCUCCUAGUGAGUGUGUGAGCGUGUGUAUCCCUUAAGUGUGUGUGUGUGUGUGUUCAUGUAUAUGCGUUUGCGGGUGUGUGGCAAGGAAAAGGGACGAGUAAGCGAGGCUGCAAGACUUGGAAAAGUGAUGCGAUCCGUGGCACUGGCCAGUCGGGCUACUGACGCACGGCAAACUUAUUUGACGGCUGCAUCGUUUUUUCAAAGCCAUAGUGUCCAGCAUUCGGCCAAAUGGUGCGCUCACGGCGGUAGUAUACGCAUAGACAGACACGGGACAAGUGGAAGCGGCCGUCGUUUAUAUAGUCACCGGCCAACCGGACUGGAAGUUGACCCUUUAGUCGCUGUGUUGCUCUUACUGGAACGCAACGGGGCGAACAGCGUGCGGCGCGCAAGCCAAAGUGCAAUGUGCGACUAGUAGUUUGUAGUUUGGAGCUGUGUAGUUUUUCUUAUUACAAUAAUAAAAAAAAACAAAAACAAACAAAAAAAAACGAGUGACCGAUGAUGUGAUGAUCUUGCCGGCCCGAUACUAACACAUUCAAAAAAUCAAUCCAACUCAAAAGAGAGAAAACAAACAAACAAACAAGAAAAACAACACGAAAUCUUUGACGUUUUGAAAAUCGCGUGUGUUCAAAGAUCAAAGUUUUCGAGUUUUCUUAUUUUUUGAAUCAACGACGACGACGACGCCGACGACCGUAUUAUUUAAUGGUUUUUAUUGGCCAGUCAUUCCAACGUUCAACGUUCACCGCGAUGGAGUCAUCGCGGGAGGAAACACCCCGUGCUACUGGAGCCGCUCACAUCCAAGUUCAACAGCAGCAAAACUACAGCAUCCGCAAUGUGCAUUCGAUUGUGGCCGGCGUCCAACAGCAGCAGCACUACAGCCAUCCCGGUGCAUCGGUGAUUGUGCAAAAUGCAGCCGUUCUCGGAGGUGGCAACAGCAAUGCCACUUUAAUUACCAUGAACAACAGCCCGCAACAACCAGUGACGGAUGCUAGCGCGCUGCAAUUGUCGGUGACGACAUCCGGCUCAUUGAUUCCGGCACCAGCGUCGAGCGUCAACAGCGCCGGCUCCAGUUCACCGACCGGUAGCAACGGCAACAACGGCAACGUGACCGGCAUCGCCGUCGGUCCCGUCGCCACCUGGUGCGCCAUUUGCGGAGACAGGGCCACGGGCAAGCACUACGGAGCCGCCUCCUGCGAUGGAUGCAAAGGAUUCUUCCGGCGAUCCGUUCGUAAAAAUCACGUCUACACCUGCAGGUUCAAUCGGCACUGCGUGGUGGACAAAGACAAGCGGAAUCAAUGCCGAUAUUGCCGACUGGGCAAAUGUUUCAAAGCUGGCAUGAAAAAAGAAGCCGUACAAAAUGAACGAGAUCGAAUUAGCAGUCGUCGACCGAGCUAUGAAGAGCCAAUUUCUGCCAACGGCCUGACAAUCAAUGUGUUAAUCAACGCUGAAACUAUGAGCCGACAGUGUGAAAAUUUGUAUUUAAAUCAGCUCUCAGCCGUCAACGAUUACGAUUUGAACAGCAAAAGGAUGGCUACCAUCAACGACGUUUGCGAAUCCAUGAAGCAGCAGCUGCUCUUUUUGGUCGAAUGGGCAAAAUACAUUCCUGUUUUUAGUGAACUGCCACUUGACGAUCAGGUGGCGUUAUUGAGAGCCCAUGCGGCAGAAAAUCUAGUGCUGGGUGUUGCUCGGAGAUCUAUGCAUUUACGAGACAUCCUUCUGUUGGGCAACGAUUCGAUCAUGCCAAGGCAAACGGCUGGACACGGAGAAGUUGAAAUUUACCAUAUUGGCAUCCGCAUCAUGGAUGAAAUUGUCAAACCUCUACGAGACAUACAGAUGGAUGACACAGAGUACACCUGCCUAAAAGCCAUCGUCUUCUUCGAUCCUAAUGCAAAAGGUCUUGGUGAGCCGGUCAGGGUCAAAGGAAUUCGUUACCAGAUUCAACAGUUGCUAGAAGAUUAUGUGGCUGAUCGCCAGUACGCCAGUAGAGGUCGAUUUGGUGAAUUGUUGCUGGCCUUGCCACCACUCCAAUCAGUUGCCUGGCAAAUGAUUGAACAGAUACAGCAAGCCAGAUACUUUGGAGUAACGCGUAUAGAUUCUCUGUUGCAAGAAAUGCUUUUAGGGGGAGCCUCAAUCGAGUCGGUCAAUAAUGCAAAUAAUUCUGGACCUUCAUCCGGAUACAAUCCGCCAGUAGCAAUACCGACUGCGCUGACAACGAUGGCUCCUUUAUCUGCUGAUUCCUCCCCGACACACUCAGGUGGGCCGUCCCUCACUACCCUUCCUCUUCUUAAUGGUCAAAACGGAUUAGGAGGGCACCAAGCCAUGUUGUUGGAUCGAGGGCCAUCGUUGUUGGAUCGAGGGCCAUCGAUGACCAUGUCCCCGGAUUCGGAAGAGGACACGUUUACCUUGAGUUUAUCCAGUCACCACCACCAGCCUUUCAAGCAAGAGGUGGCGGAGGGAAUGGAAAAUGCUUACACAUAGUGGGUACCUACUGGCCCCCAACUUUACAAGAAAAGAAAAAAAGAAAAGAAGAAACACAACAAAAAAAAAAACAACAAAAAAAAAACAAAAAAAAAAAAAAAAAAAAAACAACAAAAAAAAAAGGAAAAAAGGGUUUUGUUUGUUAAAUUAAAAGUUUAAGAGAUAAUCUAUUCAAUUGAGAUUUGCGCGGCAAAAUACUUUCAAAGGAUGAGUAGCACAGUUACUUUAACAGGGACUCAACAUAUCCAUUGUUGCUACCAUCAGGGUUUCUUUUCCAAUGUGUCCUUUUCCAUACACUAAACGAGUUCAUUGCUUUUGAUUGACUGUGCCGAACUUCAUAGUUGCUCAAUAUAAUUGUUGAUUAGAUAGGGGCCAAAUACACCUGAAAUACUGGUAA
Messenger RNA from Daphnia magna, 2941 nucleotides. RefSeq names its product hepatocyte nuclear factor 4-gamma. Gene Ontology annotation, cellular component: nucleus. The transcript is spliced from 9 exons. Gene Ontology annotation, molecular function: nuclear steroid receptor activity; zinc ion binding; RNA polymerase II cis-regulatory region sequence-specific DNA binding. Gene Ontology annotation, biological process: regulation of transcription by RNA polymerase II; anatomical structure development; cell differentiation. Bases 769 to 2544 code for a protein of 591 amino acids. The record is from RefSeq and is a predicted model, not a curated record. Lineage: Eukaryota; Metazoa; Arthropoda; Branchiopoda; Diplostraca; Daphniidae.